This is a messenger RNA of Ipomoea triloba (trilobed morning glory), 4328 nucleotides long. RefSeq names its product mediator of RNA polymerase II transcription subunit 16-like. Gene Ontology annotation, cellular component: mediator complex. The record is from RefSeq and is a predicted model, not a curated record. NCBI's taxonomy places the organism in Eukaryota, Viridiplantae, Streptophyta, Magnoliopsida, Solanales, Convolvulaceae. The transcript is spliced from 16 exons. The coding region runs from base 165 to 3854 and encodes 1229 amino acids. Gene Ontology annotation, biological process: regulation of DNA-templated transcription.
CAACCUAAAACCCCACACCGCUCUUUCUCAUCCACCGGUUCCUGUCGCCUUCAAUCGGAGACUUUCGGCACCACUCUCUCUCUUCUCUCUCUCUCUCCAUAUACGUAUAUACGCAAACUUUAAUCAAUUCAGACUUUUUUGGACUUUCUUUUGUCUUUAUUCAAAUGAGCACCAAUCCCACGACUCCACCAACGGCGGCAGAAUCAGAAUCAGCUGCUGCUACAAAGGCGGAGGGGGAGUCAUCUUUUGAUACCUCAAACGCAGCUUUUGAAGCUCUCGAGAAGGCUCAAGCUGCCGAGAACGACGCCGUGAAUACCGAGAAGGAGAUGGCGGCAGCGGUAGCGGCGGCGGAAGAUCCUAUCGAGGAGGAUCCUGCGGGUCCGGCCACGGUGUUCUGCGUCAGGCUUAAACAGCCUAGCUCAAAUUUGCGGCAUAAAAUGAGUGUGCCGGAGCUUUGUCGUAAUUUCAGUGCUGUUGCGUGGUGUGGAAAACUGAAUGCCAUAGCAUGUGCAUCGGAAACUUGUGCAAGAAUCCCAAGUUCAAAUGCAAAACCACCAUUUUGGAUUCCCAUUCAUAUUGUGAUCCCAGAGCGACCUACUGAGUGUACAGUUUUUAAUGCUGUAGCAGACUCACCUCGCGAUUCAGUUCAAUUUAUUGAAUGGUCCCCUACUUCAUGUCCUCGUGCUCUCCUUGUAGCUAAUUUCCAUGGAAGAGUAACUAUCUGGAGUCAGCCUUCUCAAGGUCCAGCAAAUGUUGUAAGAGAUGCUAGCUGUUGGGAGAAAGAGUAUGAGUGGCGGCAGGACAUUGCAGUUGUAACAAAAUGGCUAUCAGGAGUGUCUCCGUAUAGAUGGCUUUCAUCAAGGUCUGGUAGUGCCACAAAGUCAACUUUCGAAGAGAAAUUCCUCAUGCAACAACCAGAAUCUCCAGCUGGAUGGCCAAAUUUUCUGUGUGUCUGCUCUGUCUUCUCAACUGGAUCUCUUCAACUUCACUGGUCUCAUUGGCCACCUAACCAAUGUGGUGUGCCAUCAAAAUGGUUUUGCACAAGCAAGGGGCUCUUGGGAGCUGGGCGAAGUGGGAUCAUGGCAGCUGAUGCUAUUGUAACAGAAUCGGGAUCCUUGCAUGUGGCAGGUGUUCCAAUUGGAAACCCAUCAACUGUAGUCGUUUGGGAGGUUUCUCCUGGCCCUGGCUAUGGGUUUCAAGCAAACCCAAAGACAAGUGUUAGAAAUGGGGUGCCACCAUCACUAAGUCCUCCUUCCUGGUGUGGUUUUGCUUCUCUACCUGCAUACUUGUUUAGCUGGCAGGAGUAUUUAUUACAAGAAGCAAAGCAAGGGAAAACACAAACAGAACAAGAUUACAGUGAAAUGAUAGUGCUUAAUUGUUCACCGGUUUCCAACUUUUCUGCAUAUGUGAGUCCUGAGGCUGCAGCUCAAUCAGCUGCUACCACCACAUGGGGUUCUGGUGUCACUGCAGUUGCCUUUGAUCCCACUCGUGGUGGUUCUGUCAUAGCUGUUCUGAUAGUUGAGGGACAAUACAUGUCUCCUUAUGAUCCUGAUGAAGGCCCUUCAAUCACAGGAUGGAGGAUUCAACGUUGGGAAUCUUCUGUUGAGGAUGUUGUUCUCCAUCAAAUAUUUGGUAAUCCAACAUCCAAUUUUGGUGAUCAGGCACCCAAGCAGACGGUGUGGGUGAGUAAAGUAAACAAAUGUAUUCCAGCAUCAAGUGGUUUUAAAAAGCCCAAAGCAACAGGAACUAUGCCAGCAUCUGAUGGAUGGAAUGUGUCUGAUACUGGUGUUGAGAUGGCAAUGAGUGUCUUUUUUGAUCCAUUUGAUCUGCCAAGUGAUAUUAGAACUCUUGCAAGGAUUGUUUAUUCUGUUCAUGGGGGUGAGGUUGCUGUUGCAUUUUUACGAGGUGGGGUCCACAUAUUCUCAGGUCCAAGUUUCACCCCUAUUGAUAAAUACCAGAUUAAUGUUGGCUCUGCUAUUGCUGCUCCUGCUUUCUCUUCAACAAGUUGUUGCUCAGCUUCUGUUUGGCAUGAUAACGGAAAGGAUUGCACCAUAUUGAAGAUAAUCCGUGUUCUUCCUCCUGCUGCUUCAAUUAAUCAGGUGAAAGCUCACUCUGCAACAUGGGAGCGUGCAAUUACUGAGAGAUUUUGGUGGAGCCUCUUAGUGGGAAUUGAUUGGUGGGAUGCUGUUGGGUGUACACAAAGUGCUGCAGAAGAUGGCAUUGUUUCAUUGAACAGCGUCAUUGCUGUAUUGGAUGCAGAUUUCCACUCUCUUCCUUCUACUCAGAAUAGACAGCAAUAUGGACCUAGUCUAGACAGGAUAAAAUGUAGGCUUCUAGAAGGAACACAUGCUCAGGAAGUCAGGGCAAUGGUUCUUGACAUGCAAGCGAGAUUGCUGCUGGAUAUGCUUGGCAAAGGAAUUGAAUCAGCUUUAGUAAAUCCUUCAGCUUUGGUUACAGAACCAUGGCAAGCAUCCAGUGACACGCUCUUUGGUAUUGAUGCUGAGGCAAUGGCUGUUGAACCUGCAUUAGUCCCAAAUGUCCAGGCUUAUAUUGAUGGAAUACUUGAUCUGGCAUCUCAUUUUAUCACACGUUUGCGGCGUUAUGCAAGUUUCUGCCGCCAGUUAGCUACCCAUGCUGUUACUUCUGGCACUGGUGGGAACCGGAAUGUGGUGACUAGUCCUGUCCAAAAUUCUGCUCCAUCUGCAACUAACCCUGCAACAACUCAGAGUGUCCAGGGUGGUAGUGCAAGUACUCAGAUGCAAGCAUGGGCACCAGGAGUUUUGCUAAAGAGUAGUAACACAGCUGAUAGUGUUUCAAGUUCUGCUCCAAACCCCAUAAAUGGCCCUUCAACUUUUAUGCCUAUAAGCAUAAAUACAGGCACUUUUCCAGGAACUCCAGCUGUAAGGCUUAUUGGAGAUUGCCAUUUUCUUCACCGUUUAUGCCAACUUUUGCACUUCUGCUUUAUCUUCCGUCGAACACAACUAGCACGUUAUAAUGGGCCCAAUCCUCCCAACAAAGUAGAAGAGGCCAGCUCUGCUGUGAAACCAAUAGCUGGUGGUCAAGUUGGUGCUGGAGGAAAGGGAUCUGAAGAAGGUCCAUCUAACAGGUCCAGAAUAGGUUCUGGUAAUGCUGGACAAGGAUAUACAUAUGAUGAGGUGAAGGUCCUCUUUCUUAUUCUGAUGGAUCUUUGCCGUCGGACAGCUGGUCUGGCACAUCCAUUGCCGGUUUCCCAGGUAGGGAGCAGCAGCAUCCAAGUCCGUCUUCAUUACAUUGAUGGGAACUACACUGUUUUGCCUGAAGUUGUAGAAGCUUCACUCGGUCCUUAUAUGCAGAAUAUGCCCCGGCCUAGAGGUGCAGAUGCUGCUGGCUUGCUGCUUCGAGAGUUAGAACUGCAUCCUCCAGCUGAAGAAUGGCACAGGAGGAAUAUGUAUGGUGAACAUUGGUCUGAUCCAGAGGAUAUUGAUCCAGUUGAUGAUAAUUCUAGGCUUAGCCAUACAACAGACUUGCUCAAGUGUAGCUCGUCAGAUCAUUCCGAUGAUUGCUGUGUUGCUCGCAGCUCAUGGCCAAGGAAGCGCAGAAUGUCUGAACGAAAUGCAGCUUUUGGCUUGAACAAUUCAGUUGGCCUGGGUGCAUAUCUUGGUAUAAUGGGAUCUCGAAGGGAUGUUGUGACUGCAAUAUGGAAGUCAGGGCUCGAAGGAGUUUGGUACAAGUGCGUGAGAUGUUUGCGGCAGACUUCAGCUUUUGCUCCACCAGGCGUAAACCCUACAAAUCAGAAUGAGAAGGAACAAUGGUGGAUCAGCCGGUGGGCAUACGGUUGUCCAAUGUGCGGUGGAACCUGGGUUCGAGUUAUAUAGAGCAAAGUGGCUUCAGCUUAAGCAUCCAUCUCAGAUGCCCUCCGUUUUAGCUAAUAUCCCAGUACGUCAAACAAUUUCUUUUAAGAUUGAUGAUCUCGCUAGUGUUUUGACAUGGCUGCACUUGGAUGACACUCGUAACUAUAGUUGAGUUGCUGCAGGGUUUUUGGGUUAGUACUGAAGAUGACUGGUAAACUCCUAGCUGGUUAGUGGCAUGUUCUGAGCUUAAUAUAUAGAGAGGUCUGUCUUAACACUUAAAAAUAGAGAAGCAUAACCCUAGAUUAAUGGUUAGGAUUGCCUUUAGCCAUAUGAAAAGGCACCCUUAAGCUGUAUAAUUCUCUGUAAAAUAGGGGAGAAUUGUUCCCCAAAUAAAUGGUAUCUUGAUAUAUAGAAGUGAACUAACAUAUCAGCCUUCUUGAAUUAAUAAUCUAAUGAGUUAAUUCCCAAUUUGGUCACUCAAAUGUAACAUAAGCAAAA